CCAACAUGGCGAACGCAGGCUGCAGCUCUCUGGCGACUAUUCUCUUUUUAUUCGUCUUUCAGGCGGCUCUUCUACAAGGAAAACAUCUAUCAUGGCGUCCCUGCCAACAUGGUCUAAUUCUUCAACAACUUGUGAAGGAAAACAGCAAAAAGUGAGGAACCAGUGUCUCCUAAAGAAGUAUUUUAUUAGCGGCAGCAAAUCAAAUGAUGGCACAGGAACUGCACAGAUUCCAGUGGUGAGUCAGAACCUUGUGACGGACAACGUGUCGGUGGUGGAGGGCGAGAUGGCCAUCAUCAGUUGUCGGGUGAAGAACAACGACGACUCGGUCAUCCAGCUCCUCAACCCCAACAGACAGACCAUCUACUUCAGAGACAUGCGGCCUCUGAAAGACGCCCGCUUCCAGCUGGUCAACUUCUCCGACAACGAACUGCGGGUGUCGCUGUCCAACGUGUCGCUGUCGGACGAGGGGCGGUACGUGUGUCAGCUCUACACUGACCCGCCGCAGGAAGCCUAUGCCGACAUCACCGUGCUGGUUCCUCCAGGUAACCCCAUCAUCGACGUCCGUGAUGAGGUUCUGAGCGAGGGCAACGAGACGGAGAUGACCUGCACCGCCAUGAGCAGUAAGCCUGCCGCAAGCAUCAGAUGGAUGAAGGGCGAUAAGGAGCUGCCAGGGAAGCCCAAAGUGGAGCUAACGUACGAUAGAAUGUACACAGUGACGAGCCGGCUCACGUUCACCGUCAACAAGGAGGAUGACGGCGUGCCAGUGGUUUGCAUUGUUGACCACCCUGCGGUCAAGGACUUCCAAGCACAGAAAUACCUGGAGGUGCAGUACAAACCCGAGGUUAAGAUCAUGGUGGGGUUCCCUCAAGGUUUGACGAGGGAAGGAGAGAACCUGGAACUGACGUGUCAAGCCAAAGGCAAACCUCAGCCCCAGCGAGUCAACUGGGUGAAAGUGGACGAUGACGUGCCAUCCCACGCCGUCAUCACUGGCGCUGAUCUUUACAUCGAAAACCUCAACAAAUCCUACAACGGAACCUACCGCUGUGUGGCAGCCAACUCACUGGGGGAGUCUUUUGACGAGUACAUCCUCUACGUCUAUGAUGCUCCCACCACUACCCCUCCACCCACCACAGCCACCACCACCACCUCCAUCACCUCCUCCUCCUCCCACCACCCUGCAGCCAGUCAAGACACUACGCCCAGCACUGAACCUGCAGCUCAUGAUUCUCGAGCCGGGGAAGGAGCCCCCAGAACAGUGGACCAUGCGGUGAUCGGGGGGGUCGUAGCCGUGGUGGUCUUCGCCAUGCUCUGUCUACUCAUUGUCUUGGGACGCUACUUUGCAAGGCACAAAGGUACCUACUUCACGCACGAAGCCAAAGGGGCGGACGACGCCGCCGACGCAGACACAGCCAUCAUCAACGCUGAGGGGGGUCACACCAACUCUGACGAAAAGAAGGAGUACUACAUCUAAUCAAAGCAGGACCCCGCAUCUUUUAGUGUCCUCUUUAUGGGACACUCUUGUUUCUGGGGGGGGGGGGGGGGUUAAGGUUUUGAGAGGCGAUCCGAGAUGGGAAGAAAGACACGCUUCUUUUGUCUAGUCUAGUCCGCAGAUGUAGGUGGAAUGUUUUUGUGUGUUUCAAACAAAAAAAAAACAAAAAGGAAGAGUUUUUAGGAAGCAGACCAAGAGGGGGGGGGGGAUCAGGUGCCAGAAAUCACUGUAGAGAUCUUCUUCACCAUACUCCCUCUUAAACACACUCCCCCCCCUGCCCCGCUGUUGUCGAGUCCAACCAUUUUUGCAGAAAAUUCUGUGCCUUGUUCGGGUUUUUUGUUGUUGUCGUGUGUGAGACGCUCAUUUGCAUCGCCCCGCCCCCUCCCGUUGUCGUGUUUCUCUCACGAGGGCUUUGAAGUGACACAAUGACAAAGCCCCCUCUUCGGAUUCCUCCCUAAAUGUGUCGCCUGCAUAACAAGACUCCAGUAUACUGUGAUGACAAAUGCAUGGAAUGCUUUACCAUUAGUGUACAUAACAAUGAAGAAGUGAUGGACUCGUAGAUGCCCCGCCCCCUUUCUGCCCGCCCAGCACCACCCUUUUAGAGUGACAUCAAAAAACCACGGUCAAUUAUCUUUCUAUCGGUUUUAAAAUUCAUCCUAUCCUUAAAGGACGACCACCAUGCUCAAUUUAUACUCUGCAGAGUCGGGGGCCGGCAUUCUGGGGGUUUAAUGUUCGUUUUUUGUUUAAAAAAUCAAUUCCCUAUUGUCAUCUCACAAGUCAUAGAAAGUAAAUAACAAAACACUGUACUAUACACGAAUCCUUACUACAAACUAUUUUUUACAGACGACUAGAAAUACAAUGACUGUGGUUGUUAUGAUUCUUAUUAUUAUUAUUGUCCACUUUUGCUCCCAUCAAAAACAGAACUUUUUUUUGGAAUUGUGCCCAUCAUCCGCGAUCCUUAUGUGAGACGAGAACACACACGUCUUUCCACUUCUCUGUGUUCUCCAUAGCCGCCUCAUGCUGGGAUGGCGAUUCACCUCGUCCGCCCUUAAAGCUUUUUUAAAAAAAACAAUCCAUAAACCGCCAACAACGUUUUACAAGCUGUCACGUUCAUGAUAACAUGGAAUAUUAUACUCAUAAUGGGAAUAUUAUUAUUCUAUUAUUAUUCCCAUUCCAUUCUCACUUUUUCCCCACCACUAAUUAAAAAAAAAAUGACAUUCAUUUUUUGGUUAUUGUCAUAAUAUUAUAUAUUUUUUAUGAUGUUUUUAAAAAUUUUAACUCUAUGCUGCUAAAUUUAAAUGUUUUUCCUCAUAAUAUUUAUGUUAUUAUACCUUUUUCUUACUAAAAUAUGAUUUUUUUCCUCUUCAUAUUUUGAGUUUAUUCUCAUAAAAUUACAGCUGUUUUUUUAUUUCUUCCAUUCUCAUAAUGAUGCCUUCAUUCAUAUAACAUUUUGACUUUAUUCUUUGUUUAUUAUUAUAACAUUCAAACAUUAUUUAUUGAUUUUUCCUUGUUUAAUUCAAUUUUUUGAAUGUGCCGCAAGCCAAUGAAAAACAGCCGGGACCGCAAAUGGGCCCCCUUUGGAUGGACUUUGGCUUAAAAUGACCAGUAUUCAACGUUCUGAUGAAUGUGUGCUCCUACACUACAUAGUGGAAAACCUUGUUGGCCGUUUAUGGAUGGAGUCCUUCAUAGGUGGACUGCGGGAAUGGAAUUCCCAUGCCAACGUGAGGCGGCUAUGUUCAGUAGAACACAGAAAAAGGAAUCUGGGGAAGCCGGACGUUGUCUCACAUAGAAAAUGGUUGGAACUUUUUUUUAAAGUGCAGUUUUCCUUUAAUGGUUCCAAUUUUUGCAUGCAUGAAUGUGAGUGCUUCAUUCCUUGCUUUACAUAUUCCUGCCAAAGCAAAAUUGCUUCUUUUUUUACUGCAGAACGCCAAAAGUCAUGAACUGUUUAUUAACCGAACUUUAGUACGCAUGAAGGCGCUAGCCUCUUAAGGAUUUGUCACAUGUGUUCACGGGGAAAGCAGCAUCCCGAGCGAGUCGUUAAGAUCAAAAUAGCUCUCCUUAUUGUUGUUGUUGUUUAAUCAACGGAAGCAAAAUCACAUUCGACCGUAAUUUCCUCUUAGCUUUCACGUAAUGUAGCUGUUCCACAUACAGCGUCUCGCUAAAUGUUCUCCUUUUUUGUGUGUUUUUUUUUUAAAUAAAAUAAUUAUUUUUUGUGAAAAAAAAAUCCAAACAUUGCAAACCACAAUCACAUUCUGAAAUGUUAAAAUGUGGCAAGUUUGGCUCAAGAAAAGCCAGGAAAUGUGUAAAAAAAAUAUUGACCUAAUUUAGAAUCCCGAGAAGUCCAAAACAAAAAAGUGUGGAAAGUUUUGGCGGUACAUGUUUGUAAAUAUUAUAGGCACUUUGUAUUUAUUUAUUUUGUUGGAUAAAAUGACAAAAAUACGACCAAAAUUCGGGGAUAAAUGUCAUAUUUCUGAUUUAAAAAAAAAGGUACAAAAACCUCCCCCCAAAAAAAGUGAAAGUCACAACAAAAGAAAACAAAGAAAGUUUCAGAUGAAAAAUACAAAAAUUGUGGCACUAAUACACAAUUUUGUAAAAUGCAAAAAUUGUAUCAAAAUAUUCUGAUUUUUUUCCAAUAAAAAGACCAAAAACAGAUCAAAGAAAAUUGUGGUGUUAACACAAAAUUUGUAAUAAAAACAAAAUUGCAUGAAAAUAUACACCAAAUUUGUUUUUGGGGGAAGAGAUUCUAAUUUGGUACUUAAACUCGUAAAUCCUAAUUUUGAAACAUUUUCUUUGAAGAGAAAUAAUACAAUUUGUGUCUGUAAAACAAAAUUUGGGGAAAAUUCUACAUUUGCAGAUAUGUGUUUACAGGCCGGACCAAAAAUUUAAAAUCACAAUUUGUAUUUAUUUGCUUUUGAGUGCAUAUUGGAAAACAAAUCAAAUCUGUAAUAAAAGUCAACAAUAUCGUCAAAAUAUGCACUGUGAAUGUGAAAACUGAAGCAGUAAAAUUUGCAAAAGAUGACAUUUGAUUCAAAACUGGCCAAAACUUUGCACCAUACUUGCACUUUUUUGUCACGUCUUUCAAAAACAAUUGUAAUUUUUUUUUUAAAUCUCACAAUACAAAAUAAUGACUCCUAUUUGCGUUUACCGUUGGGAAAAACUACGACGUCUUGCUGCCCGUGUGGACACAUUGGCCGCUUAGCACUUCACUGCCGUGUUCGGGAUUUCUAGGGAAAUUCGGGAAUUCUAGACAGCGCAGCCAUGCUUGCAAACCGUCCUGAGUACGUAUGACAGCUUUAAUACCAUGGUCACGCCGCCACGACACCCUGGAGUUUCUAGUUUGUUGAGUGGUGCACUUUUGACACUGUACACUGAUGACGACACUGUUUUUGUGUUUGUUACGUGCUUGGUAGGUUUACAGAUUUGGGUACAGAUUUGAUGUGGAUUUUUUUUUGUUUUGGUCUGAUCGAAGAAAUAAUAUUAUGAGCUGAGUUUGUAAUGUUGCUUUAUCGGAAUCACAAUGCACGAUUUGUCCUUGAGCGUGAGCACACAUGACAGCUUCCAUUAGAACCCUGACAUCUUGACAUCUUGAAUUAAGGAAUCCAUCAAUCAAAAGCAUCCAUUCCCCCAAUACUGAUGAAUUAGGAUGUUAUUUGCAUGCGUUCGUUUUUGUUUUU
Messenger RNA from Doryrhamphus excisus (bluestripe pipefish), 5163 nucleotides. The record is from RefSeq and is a predicted model, not a curated record. Lineage: Eukaryota; Metazoa; Chordata; Actinopteri; Syngnathiformes; Syngnathidae.